GAGGGAGCGGUCUCUGCGGAAAGCCAAAUGAGGAGGCGAUGGGAAGAUGUGGCAGGUGGUGGGAUCCCGUUGGAGGUAGCGAAAAUGUCGGUGGAUUAUCUGCUGUAUGUGACGGCUGAUGGGGUGGAAGGUGAGGACAAGGGGGACUGCCCUUGUUACUACAUAAUACUACAUACUGUCCUUGUCAUAUAUUGGAAAUUGGAUUAUCUGAAACGAUCUUCCAGUUUAUCUGACAGGCGAUCUCUUUGUUCUCUAUUCCACCUCCAGGCGAUCUCUUUCAAGGUCUCUGCCCUUUGCCGAUCUCCGCAGCUUAAAACAUGACUCAUUCAUAGUUGGUUUUUUUUAUUAACAAAAUCUUUUCUCUUGACAGGUGAUGCGAAACUUCACUUUCUAUUUGCCACCAAUCUCAGAGGAGAACCUCAAGCAAUGAAUGUGGCGUUGCACUGACAGCGAGGAGCCCCCGGUUGAAUGGGCUGGUUGCUGCUGUGGGAGGGAGCACGCCUGGUGCAACACUGUACCACUCUGCCUUUGUCACUGAGAUCUGGACCUCGUCCUGACAGGCGGGACACCAGUUGACAAGAGCCGGGGAGAUCCGGAAGUGCAGUUCAUGGAAACAAAGUUCGAGCCGGGUACACGUGAAAGGGAAAGGCCGGGGUGGCAGCGACAAGGAGCGGCGCCAGAGCCGGAGCCGGACCAUGGACCGGAGCAGCGCUGUCCACACGCCCUGCGCCGCCCGGCUCAUGGCAGCGACUCCCCUUCUUUAGCUCUUGUCUGCUCGGUGAAGGGAGGCGAUGGCCAUCACCCACGCCGCGGCGGAGUACGUAUUCAACGACUUUCUCCUGAAGGAGCCGGCCGACUCCAAGCUCAAGGCAGUGAGGCUGGAGCUGGCCGUGGACAAGCUGGUGACACUGAUGUCGGCUGGCUUGCCGCUCCUGCUCAUCUCGCUAGCCUUCGCGCAAGAAAUCUCCAUAGGUACCCAAAUUAGUUGUUUCUCCCCAAGUUCGUUCUCCUGGCGACAAGCAGCUUACGUGGAUGCAUACUGCUGGGCAUCACUGAAUCGGCCUUCCCCAAAGACUGAUUUGGAGCAAUUACCUCUGUGGCUUCACAAGGUUUUUCCAUAUGUCCUCCUGCUAGUGGCCAUCCUUAUGUAUGUUCCAACCUUGUUCUGGCGCUUUACUGCAGCACCUCAACUAUAUGGCGACCUGACCUUCAUCAUAGAGGAACUUGAUAAGGCUUAUAACCGUGGAAUCAGAUUAGCACAGCACAUUGUCAACUCCAGUGGAUGUGAUGCUAACAGCUGCUUUGAAUCUUUUGGAGAACAAAGUGGUUCCAAGGAGAAGAAAGAGAAUUUCUUUCAGUUUCCAAUCGUGGAGCGUUACUUGAAAUCAAAAGAAGACUCCUGCAGCUUGUUGACAAUGUAUCUUAUCCGCAAAGGCCUCGCUCUCACUUUUCUUGUCUUUGCCUGCAUCUAUUUGGGAUAUUACAUCUCCCUCACCUUCCUUACCGAUGAAUUCAAAUGCUCAGUCAAAACGGGCAUUUUGGGAAAUGAAACAAGCAUACCAGAUUUUUUUCAGUGUAAACUUAUUUCUGUUGGUAUUUUUCAACUUCUGAGUAUUGUCAACAUUGUUGUGUAUAUCCUCCUAAUCCCAGUCACCCUCUACAGUAUGUUUUUUCCUUUAAGAAACAACCUCACUUUUCUGAAGGUCUAUGAACUUCUGCCACAGUUUGAGGUGAUAAUGUUUACUGAGGGCUGUUGGAAUGACUUGAGCCUUUGCCUUCUAUUUUUGGAAGAAAACAUCAGUGAAGUAAAAUCACAUAAAUGUCUUAAAGUAUUGGCACACAUAAAAGGGAAAGAGUUGCUGGAACCUCCAUCAGUGAUGGAUGUAAUGUUGCCUUUAAUAGCCCUGGGACAAAUCAAAUCUGAUAUGAUAGAUGGUUUGACCAAAACCAAGAAAGCGGAGCAGAAAUCAGAGUCUGACACCGACCUAAAUGCCACACAACUUAAAGUUAAAAUUAAACCAGAUUCUGUAGACGAUGGCACCAGAUCUGCAGAUGAAGAACGAGAUGACUGCUCGGCUGUAAGGCAAAGACUACUGGAAUCUCAGAUCUACAGUUCAAAUUGUUAGGAUGUAUGUCAUUUGGCUCUGUGCAUUCUAUUCCAAAAGACACACAUUCAUCAUUCGUUUGUGACGGUAUUAGCAAAAAGACUAUUUAUUGGAGAUUUAACUUUAUUCCUGUAUUUCUUAAUAUAUUUGUUCAGUCACCAGGAGAGUGAUCAUUCUCAAAAUGGAUAUUUCAUUAUUUUUGUAUUUCUCACAUUUUUAUAAGUUUAUAAUAUCAAUGUUUUAAUAAGAAUAAUGAAGCUCAAAUAGAAUGCAGUUCGGCAUAUCUGGUCAAAGUUAAUCAGGAAAUAGAGAACUUAAUUCAACAAAGACAGUAAUAUAUUGAAAAAAGUGUUGAAUUUUUACUGGAGUGAAUUAAAUUAUGUAAUUUCUAAUUCAGGAUACUAGAUCCUUUACCUUAGUGGUAGAAUUCCUAUUACUAAGUAAAUUAAAAUGAACAGUUGAAUCACCAUUCCCUGAAGAUUCUGAGAAUAAACGACAUGGAAUUUGAACAUUUUCCUCGUAAAUGGCUCACACAUAGAGUUAUACAGCACAGAAACUGGCCCAACGCGUCCAUGCCAACCACUUUGUCUAACUGAGCUCGCCCCAUUGCCGGUACCCAGCCAAUAUCCUUACUAAGCUUUCCUAUCCAUGUGCAUGUCCAAGUGUCUUUUAAAUGUCAAAAUUGUACCUGCCCCUACCACUUCCUUUGGCAGCUCGUUCCAUAUACGCACCACCCUCUGUGAGGAAAAGGUUGCCCCUCAGGUCCUUUUUAAAUCUUAACCCUAUGCCUCCUAGUUUGAGACUCCCACACCCCGUGGAAAAGACUGGCUAUUCACCUUAUCUAAGCCCCCGUGAAUGUUAUAAACCUCAAUAAGGUCAACCUUUGCCCUACUACACUCCAGGGGGAAAAAAACCCUAAUCUUCUCCUUAUUAAUCAACCUUUCAGAUGUUGCGACAUCCUUGUAAAUCUUUUUAGCACCCCUUCCAAUUCAAUGACAUCCUUCCAAAAUUGGGCAACCAGAACUCUACACUAUACUCCAAAUGUGGACUUACCAACGUCUUGUACAACUGUAACAUGCUGUACUAACUACUGUACACAAUACCCUGACCAUGAAAGCAAACAUGCAUGAUGCCUUCUUCAUGACCCUGUCUUCCUGUCUUGCCACUUUCUUGGAACCAUGUCUGCAUAUUGUAUAAUAUUCCCCAGACCUGCAUCACUUACAGUACAAGACCUGUCCUCAUUUAUCUUGCCAAAACGCAACACUUCAUAUUUAUCAUGGUAACUCAGAUUUCACUGUACCAUAAUUGGUGCAUAUGACAAUAAAGGCGUACUUGAACUUGAAUAAACCUACUUCUGACAUUCUUUGGCCCCAUCGCCCAGUUGACCAAGAUCCUGUUGUAAUCUCCCAAAUGAGACUUGAAUUAGAGUUUUCAUUGGGAAAGCUACCACAGAUGGACUACAUUGUUAAUGAUGUAGAACAACAAAUAGUUUUUGUUUAUAUUGGUCAAAUCUCUGCCUCAGAGGGGGGUCUUGUCCUCUGGAUACUUUCAAGAGAGAGCUAGAUAUGGCUUUUAAAGAUAGUGGAGUCGGGCAUUAUGGGGAGAAGGCAGGAACGUGGUACUGAUUGUGGAUGAUCAUCCAUGAUAACAUUGAAUGGCAGUACUAGCUCGAAGGGCCGAAUGGUCUACUGCUGCACCUAUUAUCUAUUGUCUAAUGCUCUGUAAUAUAACUAUUGGGAGGAUUUUGACAAAAUCCCUCCCAAUUACAGAUGUAUGAAAUUUCUCAUGUCCACUCAUGAGGUAAAACUUCACUAACACUUCUAAUGUUGCUGCAUGUCUUGCUGAGUUACUCCAGCAUUUUGUGUCUACUAACAUUUCUAAGAUCUUUACAAAGUAUUUCAGUCACAGUCAUCAUUUUCCCUGUGCAAAUUGUUGUUAACUUUGAGACUUCAGAUCAUACCCUGGCCAGAAUAUUUUCUACUCUAACGCUUGCAUGAACACAGUUCAUUUAUUGAUUACUGUGAAUCGCAGGAAAGUAACAGGUGGUUACUACAAAACAAAAUACCAAUAUUGUCAGUAAGUUUUAGUUGGAAUGGAAUUUACACUUGGAAUUUUUUUCCAUUAAAUGUUAUUCCAUGAAGUGUCAACUUUUUCUUGUGUGGUCAGGUUUUAUAAUCGGUAAUUGGAACCAAUAGUUUACAUAGUAGCUGGCUAAAUACAAGUGUUCCCACUGAUCAUUUGCACAGAUGGGAUGAAAGAAAAACUGGAAAAAUAGGAAGUCGGCCCUCAAAUAGAAGAUGGUUCUGAAUUUUAAGGUGCUUUGUACAUCACAUAUCUCUGUUUCACCAGUGUUCCUAUUUUUUUAUUGAAUUCAAAUUUGCAGGGUUUUUUCUUUAUAUUUUGAAGAUUAGUAAUUAUUAUUGUAGAAUUUUCAAGAAUGUUUACUGCAGAAUUUAGGAAAAAUGUGCCAGCAGUUUUCUAUUAAGAAAUUUACCAUUCUGGCAGCAUUUUUU
This is a messenger RNA of Amblyraja radiata (thorny skate), 4618 nucleotides long. It is a transcript of the gene panx1a, whose product is annotated as pannexin 1a. NCBI's taxonomy places the organism in Eukaryota, Metazoa, Chordata, Chondrichthyes, Rajiformes, Rajidae. Gene Ontology annotation, molecular function: wide pore channel activity. The record is from RefSeq and is a predicted model, not a curated record. Gene Ontology annotation, biological process: monoatomic cation transport; cell-cell signaling; positive regulation of interleukin-1 production. Gene Ontology annotation, cellular component: plasma membrane. The coding region runs from base 792 to 2126 and encodes 444 amino acids. The transcript is spliced from 5 exons.